This is a messenger RNA of Triticum turgidum subsp. durum (durum wheat), 315 nucleotides long. NCBI's taxonomy places the organism in Eukaryota, Viridiplantae, Streptophyta, Magnoliopsida, Poales, Poaceae. The record is from the annotation of a GenBank genome assembly.
AUGCUUGGUCUGACAAUGCCUGAAACUCUGUUACUGCAGGAACCAUUCGUCGAGAUACCCGAUGAGAAAAUCCGGGAGGCACUUAAAGUUGUCCUAGAUGUAAGAAAUCAACCUUUGCUUAUUCACUGCAAGAGAGGCAAGCACCGAACUGGAUGCGUCGUCGGUUGCAUGAGGAAGUUGCAGAAAUGGUGCCUGUCUUCGGUCUUCGAUGAGUACCAGCGCUUCGCUGCUGCAAAAGUGAGGAGCACCGACCUGAGAUUCAUGGAGCUGUUCGACGUCUCGAGCUUGAAGCACCUGACCAACUCACAUUGUUAA